UUGGUGUGUUAAAAAGUAAUUUCUAAGAUGGUAAACGUAUACCACACUUCAAGUAAUCAUUUUGAGAUAAAAUCUUUUUGAUUAGGUACCCCUAUGUCGCAAGAAGGAAAUGAAGAUUUGUCUCAAAAAAUUCUGAACGAUUUGCAAGAAAGGGAGGUUUUGGUGCUCGAUGACCGGGAGGGUCUACACGGCAUUAUUUUGAAGCUGGAAAGUAAGAACGUGAUUAUCCACAGUUUGAUCGAAGAGAGCGUUCCCGUAUUGUCUGAUGAGGGAUACGAUGUUCUUUUACAGGGUAGCCCUGAGUUUUUGUACUUCAAGUCAUUAACCGACGGGCAGGAAGCGGAGAAGAAUAUUGGACUGAAUUACGCAAUGAAAAAUAAGUGGGUCAAGAUCCAAAACAAGUGCGUUUACAAGUUAGUGGAGAAUGUAAAAGACGAAAUGAAGGAAAUUUUAAAAUUGGUGGAGGAUACAGCAAACGAAAUUGCGUCAGAUGUGCGGCCCGCCAAAGAAUCUGAGGAUGGACAUGUUGGCCAGCCUGCUGAGAUGGGAACACCGCUCUCCUCAAAAACAGGCAGAAAACUAACGGAAAACGAGAUUGAUAUGUUGAAAAAGAGGAAGUUAAUUGUGAUGAAAAAAAUCAAAAAGUACUCAGUGUGCAAGGGACCCUUGUACAGCACGUGUAUACAUGACUAUGCAACGGAACUUACGGCUGAUAUGCUUUUAAACGAUAAAUACAAGGGGCUCGAGUUCAAGGAAUAUAAUUUCAAUACCAAAAUACGUUGUGAGUCAGGUAAUUUGCAUCCACUGAUGAAGGUAAAAGCAGAGGUUAAAAAGAUAUUUUUGGAGCUUGGUUUUUCGGAAAUGCCGACAUCGCGUUAUGUAGAAUCGUCUUUCUGGAACUUUGACGCGCUAUUCCAACCGCAGAACCACCCAGCCAGAGAUAUGCAUGACACCUUCUUUCUGGCAAAUCCGGAGAAAACAAGGUUGACACCGACAAGCUAUAGUAGACGAGUAAAGGAUGUCCAUGAGGAAUCGUAUAGAUGUAAAUGGAGUCUUGAAGAGAGUCUCAAAAACGUGCUGAGGACACAUACAACCGGAUGCUCCGCCCGUGUGCUCUAUGAAAUCGGUCAGAACAAGGAAAAUUUGCAUCCUAUAAAGUUGUUUUCUAUUGAUAGAGUUUUUAGGAAUGAAAGUGUAGACUCCACUCAUCUUGCCGAGUUCCAUCAGAUCGAGGGUCUGAUGUUAGGUAAAAAUCUAAGCAUAGGUCAUCUCAUGGGUACUCUUCAAGCUUUUUAUGAGAAACUAAAUUUAAAAAAUAUAAAGUUCAAGCCAGCGUUCAAUCCGUAUACGGAACCGAGUAUGGAAAUAUUUGCCUUCCACGAACAAAUGAAUAAAUGGAUUGAAAUAGGAAACAGCGGUAUGUUCAGACCUGAAGUUUUAGAACCAAUGGGCAUAAAGGAUGAUUGGCGAGUUAUUGGGUGGGGGCUGAGUCUUGAGAGGCCGGCCAUGAUAAAAUAUAGUUUGAGCAACAUAAGAGAUUUAUUAGGACCUAAAGUCGAUCUCGAGUUCAUAAAAGAUAGCUCGAUGUGCUAUUUUUGA
Vavraia culicis subsp. floridensis is the source of this 1599-nucleotide messenger RNA. Its product is annotated as phenylalanine-tRNA ligase, alpha subunit. Lineage: Eukaryota; Fungi; Microsporidia; Pleistophoridae. The coding region runs from base 94 to 1599 and encodes 501 amino acids. The record is from RefSeq and is a predicted model, not a curated record. Gene Ontology annotation, molecular function: phenylalanine-tRNA ligase activity; tRNA binding; ATP binding. Gene Ontology annotation, cellular component: phenylalanine-tRNA ligase complex; cytoplasm; cytosol. Gene Ontology annotation, biological process: phenylalanyl-tRNA aminoacylation. The transcript has a single exon.